Molecule: messenger RNA, 733 nt
Organism: Capsella rubella
Lineage: Eukaryota; Viridiplantae; Streptophyta; Magnoliopsida; Brassicales; Brassicaceae
Product: zinc finger protein ZAT8
Exons: 1
Coding region: 72-572 (166 amino acids)
Biological process (GO): response to chitin; response to stress
Source: RefSeq, a predicted model, not a curated record
UCGUCGUCACACAACAAACACGUACAAAAAACUUAACCCUAGAAAGUGAUCAUUACUAAGACAAAUCCAAAAUGGUUGCGAGAAGUGAGAUUGUGGAAGAUACGGUGGUGGAAUGUCUCAUGUUGUUACCGAGAGUUGGAGAAUACGGCGGAGGAGGAGGAGAGAAACGCGUUUAUAGAUGCAAGACUUGUCUUAAAGAGUUCUCUUCGUUCCAAGCUUUGGGAGGUCACCGUGCAAGCCACAAGAGACUCACUAACAGUGACGAUUCAUCACUUCUUGAAUCCUUGUCGUCUCAUAAGAAGACUAAAGUGACGUCUCAUCCUUGUCCGAUAUGUGGAGUGGAUUUUCCGAUGGGACAAGCUCUUGGUGGUCACAUGAGGAGGCAUAGGAACGAGAAAGCAUCAGUGAAGACAUUGGUUACACGAUCUUUUUUGCCAGAGGCGACUACGACGGUGACGACUUUGAAGAAGUGUAGUAGUGGGAAGAGAGUGGCGUGUUUGGAUAACUUGGAGUUAGAUUCGAUAGAGAGUUUGGUUAAUUGGAAGUUGGAGUUGAAUCUUCGUAUUGGUUAGGUUUUAAGUUUCAUCUUGUUAGUCUUCGUUGGAUCCAUAUAUUGUACCGAUCGAUGUGAAUAUUAUUUUACCAUCCGAGAUUAUUUCUUGUACUGUUUACUAAAUUUUCUUGGUUUGUAUAAAUGAACCUUUAAUGGUUGAGCUAUGAAUGGUUUUAAGUA